AUGGUUCUUUAUGUGAUCAAGGUCCGCUUCCAGAACCGGUCAGUGCGACUAAUAGAAGAGUCUCCAUGGCAACGGUCCGUGACCUCCUGGUUGUUGUGGACUCCUCUAGCGGCAUUCAUCCUGAGAUAUCAUCGAAUGGCCCUUCUACAGUUUUCUAACACAGUGAGAGUGGUCUUCGAUUUUAAUGACAAACCCAGCACAGAUCUCGUGCGCCAGGGCAUACAAUCGAUGUCGCACAUGGGUGGAGACAGAUGUAUAGGCAACGCCUUAGAGUAUGCACGUGGCAUGUUCACAGCAGCCAAAGGAAUGAGGUCUGAUCCCAACGUCAUACAUGAAGUUCUUCUGUUAACCUCUGGCCCAUCAAACUGUGGUUCCAGCCUCUAUGCCGCCACAAGACGCCUGUACCAGAUGGCCAAUGUUUAUGUCCUUGGAGUGGGUGCUCUGAGACCGUCUGAUGUCCUACAGCUUAACCAAAUUGGAAACAUGCCUACAAACCGUCACAUAUUCGGCAUUGAUGGCUUCAACACGCUUUCCGGGUUGGUGGAAGAACUCGAAGCGCAGUCAGCGGCCGUUCCGUGUGUGCCGUUUGACAUCUAAUAAUCCAGAACGAUUUUCUCACUGUUCGAGAAAAUGAUAUUCAUGCACAUAUGUUUACAUAUUGACGCCCAAACAACUGCUUUGAUUGUGGUUUAGAUUGUGAAAUUAAUAACUUAAAUUGCAUAUGGUUAGCGUUACAUGUUUCUACUACUAUAAGUAGAAACAUAUCAAAAUAUAUACAUUAUGAUGAAGGAUUCAAUGCCCGAAAUAAAGUCAUAUGAUAUGACGUCAGUACAAUAUACAUAACAUAUAACAGUAUAGCAUAGCAUUAAUUUGAGUUGGAGCUAUGUUCUGUUUUUCGUCUAACUAAAAACAAAUUUCGUCGAUUGGUUGCUAUAGUACUUUUACUACCAUUUUUACUUUUGGGGGAAAACGCUUUUUAAUAUAUUUUCUCACUUAUUUAUGAAUAUAUGUCAACAAAAUUAUACCACAGUUUUCACCAGAGAACGAAGUAUAUGAAUAAUUAUACUCAAAUAUCUUGCUUAAAUUAAUAAAUGUACAUUUUUAUAUACAAUUUUGCGUUAGGGGAUAGAGCAGUUUCGUUAAUGCCGACCUGCAUUUUUGGGACAUAGAGCAAUUUACCGGUUUCAGAUAUAGACAUAGAUCAUAUAAAAUGUUAAUUGGGAGAGGAACAAGAUAAUGUUGUAAAAACUUAAGUUCUGAUCCUCUUGCAUGUUUUAUACAAACACAUAUGUUUAAACUGUAUUUUUUCUGUUUUAUUAGUAAAAUAAAACUAUGCGUGUA
This is a messenger RNA of Dreissena polymorpha, 1341 nucleotides long. Its product is annotated as collagen alpha-3(VI) chain-like. Lineage: Eukaryota; Metazoa; Mollusca; Bivalvia; Myida; Dreissenidae. The record is from RefSeq and is a predicted model, not a curated record. The transcript is spliced from 3 exons. Bases 1 to 597 code for a protein of 198 amino acids.